Molecule: messenger RNA, 782 nt
Organism: Saccostrea cuccullata (small rock oyster)
Lineage: Eukaryota; Metazoa; Mollusca; Bivalvia; Ostreida; Ostreidae
Exons: 9
Coding region: 288-782 (164 amino acids)
Source: RefSeq, a predicted model, not a curated record
UUGCAGAUAUCGAACACUACAUUCAUAAUGUAUCAGUAGCAUAUCCUGGGCAAAUAAUUAGCGUGGAAACAAAAGAAGUUCUCAAUAAAAACGACACAUACACCGUAUUCCUCAGUAACCAUGAAACGGCCGCUACAAACAUAAGCAUAUAUAUUUCACUCAAAGAGGAGUACCAAAACAAGACUUGGGAAAAGGCAGAGAAUGAAUCCGGUAGUGAUGUUGUUAUUAUAAUUAUAAGCUCCAUCUCUGUGGUUGUAUUUUUCGUAAUAAUCGGCUGCAUUAUUUGGAUGCGAAAACGGAAAAAUUUAAAGCUAGGCGCAGAAGAAACUGUCAUCGGAACAAACACAACACCAGGAGAGAGCACUGGCCAAGAAAAUUCCACAGAAAAGGGGGACAGUAGGAAGGAUUACUUAACUGUGGUUCCUGCAGCACGUACAGACCCCACUGUUCAAAUGCAAAUAACUGGUCGUUCUGAGGUGAAUGAACAAUCAGAUCAUUACGACAAAAUCAAAGAAGAUGCUGAAAACAACGAUGGUUGCACAACAAUCGAAGAAAGUAUUGCCCAUGAGUACACGGGUUUAAGACAUCAGACGUCGGCGCCAAAUCCAUUGACGAGUCCCAUUGCAGACCAAUCAAACAAUGCCAACAUUUCAGGAUUUCCCGCAUUAAUAGAUUCUAUUGGAUUCAAACCAGAUUCACCGAAGAAUGUGAAGAAUGAAGAGGCCAUUUCCUCAAAAAAUACAGAUGUAGGCAUGUAUGUGGGAUCCGAUUAUCUGGGGUAA